GCGCGGCUGCGGAGGGCGGCGGGGCUGCCGCGCCGGCUCCGCUCCCGGCGGCGCAAGCUGCGCCCAGCGCGGCGCCGCCUCCGCCCUUCCCUCGCCGCCGCCCGGUGCCGGUGGGGCGGCUGCCCCGGGCUCGCCGCGGUUCGAAGCGCCGGGAAGCGGCGGCUCCGCGUUCCGCCCGCGGAAACUUUGCCCGGCGCGCAAGGGAAGGAUGGAGCCAGGAGAGCCCGCGGCGGCGCCCCUCAACCUGUCCCGAGCCGCGGCAGAGACGCCCCGCGGGGAGUUCAACCUGUCCGGGCUGCCGGAGGCUGAGGGGAAGCCCCUCUUUGGCAUCGGCAUCGAGAACUUCAUCACCCUGAUCGUCUUCGGUUUAAUCUUCACCCUGGGGGUGCUGGGCAACACCCUGGUAAUCACGGUGCUGGCGAGGAGCAAGCCAGGCAAGCGCCGAAGCACCACCAACAUUUUCAUCCUCAAUCUGAGCAUCGCUGACCUGGCCUACUUGCUCUUCUGCAUCCCCUUCCAGUCCACGGUCUACGUGCUCCCCACCUGGGUGCUGGGAGCCUUCAUCUGCAAGUUCAUCCACUACUUCUUCACCAUCUCCAUGCUGGUGAGCAUCUUCACGCUCUCAGCCAUGUCCGUGGACCGGUACGUGGCCAUCGUGCACUCCCGACGCUCCUCAGCCUUGCGUGUUCCCCGCAACGCGCUGUUGGGCGUGGGGCUCAUCUGGGCGCUCUCCUUCGCCAUGGCCUCGCCUGUGGCUCACCACCAGCGCAUCUUCCACCGCGAGACCAGCAACCAGACCUUCUGCUGGGAGUUCUGGCCCAACCCGCGCCACAAGAAGGUCUACGUGAUUUGCACAUUCGUCUUCGGGUAUCUGCUCCCACUGCUGCUCAUCUCCUUCUGCUACGCCAAGGUUCUUAAUCAUCUGCAUAAGAAGUUAAAAAACAUGUCAAAGAAGUCAGAAGCAUCCAAGAAAAAGACAGCACAGACUGUGUUGGUGGUGGUAGUGGUUUUUGGCAUCUCCUGGCUGCCUCAUCACGUGAUCCAUCUCUGGGCUGAAUUUGGAGUUUUCCCACUGACUCAAGCCUCCUUUCUCUUCAGGGUAACUGCACACUGCCUGGCUUACAGCAAUUCUUCUGUGAACCCAAUCAUAUAUGCAUUUCUAUCUGAAAAUUUUAGGAAGGCCUACAAACAAGUCUUCAAAUGCCAGAUUGGUAAUGAGUCACUUCUGAAUGAUGCUAAGGAAAAUAAAAGUCGGAUAGAUACACCACCCUCUACCAAUUGUACCCACGUGUGAAUGUUGAGAAGCCCUGUAUGUCAGCUCUUCCUUUAGUUUAUGUAAACUAAACACCAAGAAAAAGAAAAAGCACAAUGAGCUUUAUCCUGGGUUUAUCUUGAUAAAGCUAAUUGGUAUUUAAUGUACUAAAGUUUCAUUUGUAACCAAAGUUUGUGAAACUCAUAGGAAAGUAACCUGAUCCUUUACAUUUUAGGUAGCUUUGUCAAAUAAGCUCUUGGACUUUCAUAGAUAUUUGAGAAAAAAAUGUUGAGGUGAUAUGUCUGUAUUCUUACUCACUGAGCAUGCAAAGGUACAAGAAGAAGAUGUUGAUGUGGUCAGGUAACUUUCUGACAUCUUACUCCAUGAAAGUGAAAAAUGGAUACAUUUCCUGUCCUACAGCUAAUAAAUGUGGACUACUGUGAUUUCAAAGACGAAAGCUUUUGUUCUCUCUCUGGAUUGUUUUAACAAUGCCCUUUUUAUUUUUAAAGUAAAUUUGGGCUCUGAUUUGGAGUUGGAAUAAGUUGUGUACACCUUGAGGCAAUUGCUUUAGAGAGGAAAUGCUAUUUCUAUCUGUUUAGCUGGUUUUAAUAUGUCUUACUGAGCAAGGAUGGAUUGGUUUUCCACUUCAUAUGGCUGCCUUACUGUAUAUACAGAACUUUUGUGUACACUAUAUAGGGGUUUUUUUAUGGCCUGUGUGUAAUUGUACCAAAAUGAGGAUUUGUGUCUAACUGAGGGAAGCUUUCCUUCAUGUGCUGCAUGAGCAUGUGUAUGUGUGUUUUCUUAAUUUCAUAGGCUUUGAGAUGGAGAUCCGGUUUUAAAAGUGCAAUGUAUACAUAAGUUUUAAAUUAUUAUGUUUCAUAAAGAAGCUCUAGGCAAUGCUUAAGGAUUUUAAGGUAGCAUUCCUUUAAAAGUUGUAGGUGGACCUUGAUAUCAUGUAGUUUUAAACUGGAAAUAUAAAGAAGGUUGCAUUUAUAUUAAUGCAAACUGCAUAAGGCAAAUUGUACAAUUCUGGAAAUUCUUAGAUAAAAUUAGUUGUUUCCACAAUUUUAUAACUUUACUUAUAACAUCUUUAGGUGGUAAAUUGCUAAAGAAACCAUGGGAAAACACUUACUCCUUUAAAAACAUUCUUUUAGAUGGAGUAAGACAUGAUUUUACCUUUUUUUAUUAAUGACCCACAGAUUCAUAGAGCAAAUCAAAUUAAAGAACCUCUGGACAUCCUCUCAAGGCAGGGAUACCCUCAGUUAUGUCACUUCCUUGACUAGGCAAAAUCUGAAAAUUUCUAAGGAUGGCAAUUCAACAAUAUAUUUGGAGCAACCUGCGCUAGUGCCUAAUCACCCUCACUAAAAUAUUUUUCCUUAUCCACAGCUGGGAUUUCCCCUGAUGUAUCUUGUGACCAUUGCUUUCUUCCCUUUCACUGUGCACUGAAGUCUUUUCUCUAACUGACUAAUGUGUGAUUUUAAGACGGCCAUUGAAUUGCCCCACUGGAAGUAUGUGCUGCUCUCAGCCUGUCCUCAGAUGCCUGGCUGGGUCACUGGCCUUCCACUGCCCUUCCUCCAGUGUAUCCAUCCCUCUCAUGACCUGAGCUGUUCAAAACUGAGGAGUGUGUUCCAGAUGUGGCCUCACAAGCACCAAGCAGGCUAAUUGCUUCUCUUGACUCGUUGGGAUGGUUCUUGCUAAUACAGCCCAAUAUUAUCAUAAUUUAUGGCUGCAAGGAUACACUGCUGACUUAAAUUUAACUACAAGCCCUCGAGUCCUUUUCUGCAGAUUUGCAUUGAGUCCCAGUCCAAGUGCAGGACUUGGCUUUGGGCUUUCUUGAUCUUCAUGCAUUUGAUAGCUGUUUCUUCCAUGUUUCCAGCUUACCAAGGGCCCUUUGAAGAUUAUGCCUGCUCUCCAGAAUACCCACCACUCUCCCAGGUCCAGUAUUGUGUGCAAAAUUGCUGAGAGAGUCCUGAAACCUUCUCCUGGUCUUGAAAGAUGCCAAGUGGUGUUGGCCAGAUGCUCUUUCAGAUUCCUUUUUCUCUACAGACUUGCUUUAAAAAAAAAAAAUUCUGAGUGGUGGAACAUCAACUAUGGAGAGUUAGCUCACAUAAAAAUAGCUAUGUUUAUGUGUCAGUACUGUCUGCUUGGAAUCAGUAAAAUAAUAUCAAAGACAUGCUAUUGCAUGCAUGGUGUUUGUGUCCAUUCUUUCAUGUGAAGAGACUGAUGAUAUUUCUAGGAACAAAAAAUAUAAGUAUAUACAAAUAUAUCUUUUAAAAAACCCUCAAUUGGAAAAGAAGGGUUUAUCUAUGCAGGAAACCAUUUCCUGGGCUGGGGUUGAGGUUUGGAAACAGCCCAGAAAAAAGUUCCCUUGAGUUUUGAGAUACUCAUCACUUCAAACACUCAAAUUAUUAAAACAUUAUCAAACUUCAGCUGAAUUUACAACAUUUUAGGAAAUUCCACUGUUUUGAAAAUCAUAUUUUUAAUUUUAAAAAAUUGCUAUUAUAUGAUUUUGAAUAAAAAUUGGAAUGUGAACAUAUAAUUGUAUAAAAAAUAUAAUAACCAGCUGAUUUUAUUGUUUCAUCUGGAGAAGAAUUUUUUCCUUCAUUGUAUGUAAUUUUAAACCUUGGUGCUUGAUAGUAAUGGAGCUACAUCUGUCUGAAAUUUUUAGGAUGAGGGAGUGGGAGGAUAGGGACUUCUUUAGCAACUAGUUAGAAAGGUCCCACCUUGUUCCUGGUGAGUUUCAGUAAAACUUCCACCUGACUUUUCAGGCAAACCUUAAGAGGCAGCUGACACUCUAAGGCUCACUUUCCUGCCUGGAAGGUGCCUUUGCUGGUCUGUGUCUCUGGUGUGGCUUCAUCAUACUCAGCAGUGACACGAAGGUUCCGAAUGUAGCAGCAGUGUUAAUGUGUGCUGUGAACUGUGUCCAACCCUGAGCACCUGGACCCUUGGUCAGCAAGGUACCCUGCCACAGAAAUGGCUGAUUUGGGUAGAAAAUCAGGAAAUGGGUGCUAAGAUUCCCUGCAACUGAUUGUUUGCUUCCAGGUUCUGAGGUUAUUGUCAGGGAUUGAGGUUUCUGGUGGAAAGCAAAGCAUAAGUUUGACAUCAUUGACUGGCUUAGUAUGCUUUUUUAUUACUUUUUUUCUCACCAGAAAGGUUGAUUUCAAUGUACAUGAAGUAAAGGAAAGAAAAAAAAAAGGUAUUUCUCUGGCUAGGCCUGAGGAAAUCUCACUGAGUUCCAUCCUGUUUUGGGAAUUUGAAAAUGUUAUGCUGUAGAAAACAAAAUAAGUAACAGGUGUGUUUACUCAGAUUCCUCUCAAACUAAGGCACUGCAGCAGGUUUCUAACAAAGUUUGCGUUUUAUACAUUACAUUUUCUGUUUUGCACCACUUUUGCCUUAAAAAGAUACAGAAAUCUCAUUAAAAGAGGUAAAGAAAUUAUUCCACUAGGGUUCUUAGUGCUAUGUUUGCCCUGCCAGAUUGUGAGUAGUGUGUUUGAGGUACAAUACAAAAGAUUACAGCAGUGCUUUUCUUCCUCUAAUAAAAACUAAAAUACAAUUCCAAGACAUGUGUGGACCCAGAUGCACACUGUGCACUGCUAUAUAUAAAUCAGAUUUAGGAGCCAUAGCCAAAAAACCCCAAUUAAAUGGCACUUGGCCAACAUACUGUUGAAUAUGUGCAAACAUGCAGUAAAAUGAAGGAACUGGUGUAACUUUAUGUUCAGCUGUACUACUUCACAGGUAAUUGUGUUGCCCACUUAACUCAUUUUGAAGAAAGGAAUCUUAUUAUUUGCAAGUGAAGCUGACACUUAAUUGCUGCUUUUGAGUCUACACUGUUCUCAGUCACAGAGUGUACUGAACAUAUGUAUUAAUGCAAUCAUUCAUAAUUGCCUAAAAUUCUUGUAUCAAAAAAUGUAGAAUUUCUUCCAAAUUUUUGUAUGUCUAGGGUUGGUAACAAAAUUUCAUGCUGUAAUAGAUUACAAAAAUAUGCCUAAACUGGCUGAAAUUAUAUGUAAAAAAAUUGUGACUGUAUAAGGAGCAAACUUAAAUUUUGCAGUUGAGUGUUCCCAUCUGCAAUCCUAAUAUUCUUUCAAUAUUUUGGAUGAUGAAAUUAGUUGGAUCUGUGAAUACUUAAAAAUUCUUUUAAAAUAUUUUUUUCUAAAUUUAAAUAUUGAAAAAACAGUAUUUUUAAAACAAUUUAAUUUUUGGCAAGAUAUGGCAUUUAAAUGACAAUGUUUAAGUUAUGGUCCUUUGAGCUUUGAAUUGCCUUUUAUUUUGAGUGCAUGCAUCAUCUCUUCCUUCAAACCUUAACUUUAUUAUUUUCAUAAUUUAUUAGAUCUCCAUUUUCAAAAAACAACGUCACUAUAUCCAAGAGAUAAACAUUAAGCUUUAUAUAUUUAAUGUUGCAGUGAAAUAAGUUUUGCUUUAAAUCCCACAUUGUAGGGAAGGAGAGGGAUCUCUUUAUAAAAUAAUUCUAUGAAUACAUUAUUUUAUUAUGUUAUCUUCAUGGUUGCUUCCCAGUGUGAUGUGACACAUUGAAACUAAUGAUAUUUGUGGUAUUUUGAGAAACAAGGACAGCAGAGAAAAGAACAGCAGAGGAAAGAACAGCUUGUAUCUUACAGAGCUUGUGUUGGUGUUGUGUUCAGUACAUGGGCAAAUGUCAAAGACCAACAAAUUUAAAAAUUGUGUUUGUUUCAAUGUAUAGUGCAUGUAAAGUAGCGUGCAUUUGUUCUGAGAUAUAUUGUACUUUGCAUGAAUUUUCAAAGGAUAGUUCCAGUAGGUCUGUAGCAUCUCUACUUGGCUCUGUCAUAUGAGAUACAAACUGCUUUCCUUAAAAAAAUGUUUACAUAAUAAUUAAAAAUAAGCAGGAAAACUUUGGGAAAACGUCCAGAAAAAAACAGUGUAAACAUAAAACUGAAUAGAGUAUGAUGGCUAGAUGUCACUAGGUGUUGAAAAUUUAACUGAUACUUUGAUUUUCAAGUACUUACAUGGAGGAGGCAUGGUCCUCCAUUCAGGCUGGUAAGAAGUCUAUUGAAAUUUAUGGAAUAUAUUGAUAUUUCUUAAUCAAGUGUAGUUUAAAUCUCUGUAAUUUAUGUAUAGUUUAAGAGACAGACAAAUAGAGCCAGUUUCAUAUAUUUGAAUUUGAGAAAAAACUAUGAGCACUUCAAUGAUGUGAAGUCCAAAACUAUUUUAUGAAAGCCAGUGUGUGGCUCACUUUUGAAAGAGAAAGCAGUCACGUGUGUGCAUAUUUGUCUGUAUACUUGCUUUAACAUUGAUCAAAGGCUAUUUCAAUACAGUAAAAAUAUCUGGUUGAGCAUGAAACCAAAAUAUAAUCAGUUUUAUACCUAAUGAAAACCUUUUAAGCCAAAAGUAAAUGCUACAACAUGGAUUUAAAAUUUUGUGCACUUUAUCAAUUUUACUGUGCAGUACUCAAGAAUCCUUUGUGUAUGACAUUUGUAGAAAUGCUGGUGCACCUUGGCCAGAUACAUUUACUGGAUGAAGGCUGAGGUCUCAUUUUCUAGAAGUAUUUCCCUAAUGGCAGCAUUCUCUUCUUGGAAAACUUUGUACAUUUUCCUUUGCAUGGUCUUUCCAUUCCUCUGUAAACAUCUAGCCACAUCUCAAAUUUGCUGACAAAAAUAAAACCUCUCCUCUAAUAAUAUAUCAUAUGAGACAUAUAGACAUUUAUAGCAAUACCUGUCAAGAAUUUGUCAACUUGUUAAAGUUUAAUAUUAAGAUUUUGAAAGAAAAUACAAAAUUACUGCUAAUGUCUUGUAGGUGUGACAGUUCCUUUACACUAAAUUUCACAAUUUAGCUCUAGCAAACAGAUAGUUUUAAAACAGUAAAAUGAGAAGUUGUACAUUUAGGAAUUAAGAACAUGAGGCAAACUUUAAGAAUUGAUUAUUGUACUGGAAAAUGAUGAUAUUGCCAGUAAACUAAACAUGAGCGUCAACUCUGUGUAACUGAAAUGACCUGCAUAGCCCCUGGAAUCCUGAAUUCAGAGGAUAUUGGCACUGGAGUUGAGCCAUGGGAAGCACCACUGCAAGGGAAAGGCUUUCACAAAGACAUUUCCUAGAACUCCUUAAAAAUACCAAAAUACCCCAGCUGAACUCUGCAGGCAGUUCAGCACACCCUCCUAACCGGACACAGUAGAGAAAAUAUAAGGAAAGGCUCAUUGAUCAAGGGAAGGACAGGGAGAGAUCACUCCCCAGUUACUGUCAUGGACAAAAGAGAUUCAGCUUGGGGAAAUUAGUUUAAUUCAUUACCAAUCAAAUCAGAAUAGGAUAAUGAGAAAUAACCCCAAAUUUCAAAAAUAUCCUCUCCCCACCCUUCCCUUCUUCCUGGGCUCAACUUUACUCCUAUUUUCUUUGCCUCUGCACCCUGACCAGCACAGAGGCUCAGGGAAUGGGGGCUGCAGUCAGUUCAUCACACUCUGCCACUCCUUCCUCCUCAGGGGGUAGACUCCUCACACUCUUCCCUUAUUCCAGUGUGGAGUCCCUCCCACCAGUGAGAAUCCUCCAUGAACCUCUCAAGUAUGAGUCCUUCCCACAGGCUGCAGUUCUUCACAAACUGCUCCAGUGUCAGUCACUCCCAUGGGGUGCAGUCCCUCAGGAACAGGCUGCUCCAGCAUGGGUGCUCCCAUGGGGUCACAAGUCCUUCCAGCAAACCUGCUCCAAUGUGGGUUCCUCUCUCAACAUGGCCACAGAUCCUGCCAGGAGUCUGCUCCAGCAUGGGCUUCCCAUGGGUUCCCAGACUCCUUCAGGAUCCCACCUGCUGCAGCUUGGGUUCUCUGGAGGCUGCAGGUGGAUCUCUGCUCCACCAUGGAUUCCCACGGGCUGCAGGGGCACAGCUGCCUCUCCACGGUCUGCGCCACAGGCUGCAGGGGAAUCUCUGCUCCAGCAUCUGGAGCACCUGCUCCCCCUUAUUCUGCACUGACCUUGGUGUCUUCAGGGCUGUUUCUCUCACAUAUCCUCACUUCCUUCUCCCAGUGCAGUUUCCAUACCCCAUGCCCCCUUACCUGUGUUGUGCCAGAGGCAGUACCAUCGUCACUGGUGCGCGUGGCCCUGGCCAGCAGCAGGGCCUCCAUGGAGCUGGCUGGCACUGGCUCUGUCACACAGCUUCUGGCACCUUCUCCCUGCAGCCACCCCUGCAGCUGCCCCGAUACCAAAGCCAAGUGACGGAAACUCAGCGCAGGGGGCUCUUGUUAAGAAGUGCCCUGAUGACUUUGCAUUGCUCUGUACAGAGACAGAGAAACGCCUGAUGCUCUGCAUCUCCGAAACUAGUGGGUGAGUUCACAAGGUCACAUAUUGGAAAUUAGGCUAUAGCGGUUGAAUCUUAAUUAAGAGAAAGUCUUAACAUUAAGCCAUGGGUACAAACAACCUUAGAAUGCUUAAUGAGCAAGUGUAAUAUAUUCAUCUUGCUUCAAAUCACACCUAUUUCUUGAAAGAUUUAAUGCAUUUCAGUUUCAAAAUACGGACUAGGUGAUAGCACUGCUGUGAGGAAGAAAAUGCAUCUUACGUAACAGAGUUAUGAUCACAGUGGCCCUUCUGGCCUUAGUCAGUUUGCACUCAUAUUCCUGUAAUUAACAGUAUUAGAGCUAUGCAGAUACGAGGGACAAAAACACAACAAAACUCAGCUAUUAUUCAGUCAAUUAGUGAUCAUCUAAAGAUGCAUAAAGAAUGACCCCACAAGUGGGCUAAAGCCUCGAAAGGUCUUAUGGUGAUUAAGAAAUGUGAUUGAAAACUGGCAUGUGGAUUGCCAUUGGUAGAGGAAAAAGGCAAAUGUUGCUGUAUGUUCUUCUCAUCUUGCUUAAUUACUUUUUGCCAUAAUUACUCUAAAUGUAAUCACUCUCCAUCACUCAUGCAUAGCAAUUUAUUGUUUCCAUGGGAACUAUGAGCUGACGGUUGCCAGCCCAUUACAAACACCUGCAUUUCCCUUCAUAAAUUGGUGUCAAGGUUUUUUACCAACCUGUUGUGAAAGUAUUGUAAAAUCUUUGCAAGCUAAAGCCUCUGACAGUAAAGUCUUCAAUUCCCCCUUGCUUAUAUGAAACAUUAUAAAAGCUAAUAUUUAUUGAACAAAUAUAAUUUGCCAUGGUGUUUCUGAUAAAGCAGUCAACAUUUUGGGCAGAUUUGUACAAGUUGUGUGAUAGAUAAGCCUGUCUAAUUAUGGGUGUCCUAUGUGAGUUUUAGGAAUAAUAGUUAUAAAAUUGCUGCUGUCAUGAAUUCCGCUCACUUGCAAUAGUUGUACAACACUGAUCAUGGCAUCCUGUCCCUUUAGAGGGGUGGCUCCGUAACCUGCUGUCAGCAGUCAACCUUUGUGGAAGAUGCUACAUGGUCAGACCAGCACCUCAUCCCACUUAUGGCUGCUUCCCAGCUUGCCUACAUGCCAGGCUUCCAACAGAGUUGUACGUAGGAAGACUGUUGUGAAUGUGGGCCUUGCUGUUUUCCGGAGCUCUGCUUCUCCUUGCUAAAUAUACACAGAGCAGUGCUUCAAAUGAGGAGCAGAGACUUGUUUGUCCUUCAUAAGUAAGCCUAACUGGAUCAUGAACUGAAAGAAAGCCUCUUCUGUACUUUCAACCCUGAAAUCUGUGAUAGUGCCAUAUCACAGCGGCCACAGGAAACACCUUUGCUUCCUUCUCCUUAUCUUCUGUCAUUUGCCACCUUAAGUGAAAUUAAUCUUGUUCUAGUUAUACAAAUAAACUACUCCCACAGCUCUUUAUCUGUGGAGACAAAAUGAGUUGCUAUGGAUUUAAGGAUAUCCUGAUUUAAGGAUGGCCUGAUGCACUAAUUGAGAAAUGGUGUCUAAUUAUUGACAUCAGUGAAGAAGGAAGGGCGGGAGGAGAGGGAGUAAAUGUUGAAGACAGUCAUGUG
This is a messenger RNA of Motacilla alba alba, 10113 nucleotides long. RefSeq names its product galanin receptor 1 (gene GALR1). Gene Ontology annotation, biological process: positive regulation of cytosolic calcium ion concentration; negative regulation of adenylate cyclase activity; G protein-coupled receptor signaling pathway. Bases 209 to 1294 code for a protein of 361 amino acids. Gene Ontology annotation, cellular component: membrane. Gene Ontology annotation, molecular function: galanin receptor activity. Lineage: Eukaryota; Metazoa; Chordata; Aves; Passeriformes; Motacillidae. The record is from RefSeq and is a predicted model, not a curated record. The transcript has 3 exons.